Messenger RNA from Babesia microti strain RI, 828 nucleotides. RefSeq lists its product as hypothetical. The coding region runs from base 1 to 828 and encodes 275 amino acids. Gene Ontology annotation, cellular component: cytoplasm. The record is from RefSeq and is a predicted model, not a curated record. The transcript is spliced from 2 exons. NCBI's taxonomy places the organism in Eukaryota, Apicomplexa, Aconoidasida, Piroplasmida, Babesiidae.
AUGAUGAUUGGGUAUAUAAGUAAGGCACUGGCCUAUGAAAAUUAUUUAAUUAGUGCAAAAGACAAGGUGUUAUGUCAGAUUGGUUGUAGUGAUAGGGAUGAAAAUGUUUGUGCCUGGAAUCCCCAUCUGCUAAAUUGUGGAAUUUGUGACAAAGAACUAACAUUCUUAAUGCAGAUAAUAAAAAAUGUAGCAGAAACUACCACUUUAAUUUUUUAUGUCUUCUUUUGCGCUAAUUUCGAAACCAAAUGUGCACUAACAGUCCGAGGCUGGAGGGUGUUAAGGAAUUCCUCCAAUGUUUUCGUUGGUUAUAUGAAAUUCCCGAAACAUCUACCAGCAACAGGCAUUACGUUUAAAAAAAUUGAGCGCGGAACUGGAAAUAAGAUAAAUUCGAGUAGCAAAGAAUAUUUAUUACUUUGUAAAUACAACCAAAGGAACGGCGACGACGACGCUGACGAGUGGGCUGCCGAUGACGGAGACAAGGGGUGGGUUGGAGAGAUGUAUGAACGGGACAAAUAUAAGAAAUUCAUAAAAUUACAGGAUGAAAUAGCCAAGGACCCUAAACAGGUGAUUAGAUGUACUGAUAAACCCCUGUUGAUACACGAACUCCCCCAAUUGCCAAAUUGUCCUGAUUGCAGCUCCCAACUUUGCUUUGCAUUCCAAUUACUUCCAACAUUGGGCUACCAUCUGUCAAAGCGAUACAAUCUCACAGAGUACCAAACUGAUGUUUUGUGUAACAAUCUACUCGUCUUUUCUUGUCCAAAUUUUUGCACAGGCGGAGGUGCAGAUGAAAUAGUCCACGAGUUUACUGUAUUGCAGAUGGAAUUCUAA